AUGGAGGAAAGGCCAAAGAAAUAUCCAUUCUACGAAAAUGGAGUUUACGGUAGGGUUGGUCUUUGUACGCACGCCCGUACAAACAUCCAAAUGAAGCGAGAGUGCAAAGCAAAUGUAGGUGAAGAAGCUUAUGCUAGUGCUACUCUUGACUUGUAUUCCUUAUUCUUCUUCUUACGUCUUAGUAUCUGA
Arabis nemorensis is the source of this 189-nucleotide messenger RNA. The record is from the annotation of a GenBank genome assembly. Lineage: Eukaryota; Viridiplantae; Streptophyta; Magnoliopsida; Brassicales; Brassicaceae.